AUGUCUAAAGAGUAUGUUCCUGGCUCCUUAAUUAAAACUUUAUUAGGAGAGAAAGUUAAAAAAGUAGAUGAUAAACUUGAUGCGUUAUUCAAAAAUAGCGCAGGUCCAGCGAAACUACCUCGAAUCAGGUUGAAUGAAACAAUAAUUACUAAUAAUCCUGAUAAUAAUGUUAAUAAUGGAAAGGAAUGGAAGAAUAAAAGUGAAAUUAAUAUUUCUAAUGCAAAAAACAUUGAUAAAAUUAAGAAUAAAGAUGAUAAACAAAAUUUAUCAAAUGUAAAAACAAAGAAAAGGGAUAAAAAUAAAGAAGAACCUCUGUUGAAAGCCAAAGUUAAAUUUAAAUCAAAUAGAAAAAUUAUAAAUAGCAAAGGAAAAGAUAUUGAAAAAAUAUACGAUAGAUUAGGAAAAUUCAAAAAGCAUUUAAAUGAUCAAUCUAUUGAUAAUGAUUAUGAUAUUAUUAAUAAACAUAAACAUACCGCUGAAGCUAAUCAGAAUAAUAAUUCACGUAAAAGGCCAAAGACUUCUUCUCUUACCACUACUUCAAAAAAAUCAGCCAAGACACAAAAAAAUCAUGUUAAUGAGAACAACAUGGGUGAUGAUUAUGAUUAUGAAAUUAGCGAAGAUGAUAUGGAAAAUAUGGAUGAUAAUAGUGAUAAUGAGAUGAGUGUAGAAAACGGCAAUAAUGAGUAUGAUAAUGAAACUAGUAAAGAUGAUAUAGAAGAAGAGGAAUAUGAUGAUAAUGAUAGGAUUAGUGAAGAAGAAAAGGAUAUUGUAGAACCACUAUCAAAACCAAUUAAUAAAAAUGACCCAGAACAAUCAGAACGAACCAUCUUUAUUGGAAAUUUACCGGUUUCUGUUAUUCAAAAGGAAAAUUUUAAAAAAUUAAAAUCUCAAUUUUCUAUAUUUGGUAAAAUUGAAAGUAUUCGUUUUCGAUCAAUUGCAUUUUCUGAACCUCUUCCUCGUAAAAUUUCAUUCAUUACAAAAAAAUUACAUCCAAAACGUGAUAUACUCAAUGCAUAUAUUUUAUAUAAAGAGAAAUCUUCUGUUGAAGAUUCUUUAUUGAUGAAUGCCAAAAUUUUUAUGGACAAACAUAUUCGUGUAGACUCUGUAGCAAAUCCACAGGCACAGGAGGAAGAAUUAUGGCAACAUUUUAAAAAUUGUGGUGAUAUUGAUUAUGUUAGGAUUGUUAGAGAUGCUAAAACUAAUUUGGGUAAAGGUUUUGCUUAUAUACAAUUUAAGGUGAGAUUAUAA
Messenger RNA from Entrophospora sp. SA101, 1248 nucleotides. The record is from the annotation of a GenBank genome assembly. Lineage: Eukaryota; Fungi; Glomeromycota; Glomeromycetes; Entrophosporales; Entrophosporaceae.